Raphanus sativus (radish) is the source of this 2005-nucleotide messenger RNA. Its product is annotated as GTP-binding protein BRASSINAZOLE INSENSITIVE PALE GREEN 2, chloroplastic. Lineage: Eukaryota; Viridiplantae; Streptophyta; Magnoliopsida; Brassicales; Brassicaceae. Gene Ontology annotation, cellular component: mitochondrion. The record is from RefSeq and is a predicted model, not a curated record. Gene Ontology annotation, molecular function: GTP binding. The coding region runs from base 92 to 1858 and encodes 588 amino acids. The transcript has 3 exons.
UACUCUUUUGCAAUUUCUCCAGACAAAACACACUCGUCUUCCUCCUCUCCUCAAAAACCCUAAAUCCCAAUACUUUCUCCGUCCUCGAGAAAUGCUUGCGAAAGCAGCAAGAGAGCUUUCUUCAUCAAAGCUUAAACCUUUGCUCGCUCUUUCUCUCUCCUCAUUCAGAUCUUCCACAUGGACUGAAACAAACACUUCCAACAGAUCGAACUCACCAUUUCUCCUUCUCCCUCCUCGUUACUCUUCUACUACUAAUAAUGUCCCUCCGCUUACCCGAGAUGGCAACUUCAACGAUGCCACUCCCUCCACCGUCUCCGUUUGCCCAGGCUGCGGAGUUCAUAUGCAGAACUCGAAUCCCAAACAUCCAGGUUUCUUCAUCCGACCAUCAUCGAUCGAGAAACAGAGCAACGGUUCGGUUCUUCGUAACCUCGUACCAAUCUCACAAGAACCCGAGUUCAUCAAUUCAAUCAAACACGGGCUUAUCGUUGAACCAAACAGUUCCGACAAAGAUGAUGAAACAGGUUCCGACAUAAGCACUAAAGAUGAUGAAACGGGGAGACCCUUGGUCUGCGCGAGGUGUCAUUCGCUCAGACAUUACGGGAGAGUCAAAGAUCCAACGGUGGAGAAUCUACUUCCCGAUUUCGAUUUCGAUCAUACGGUCGGAAGACGAUUAGGUUCAGCUUCCGGUGCUCGAACCGUCGUUCUGCUGGUCGUCGACGCCUCGGAUUUCGACGGGUCUUUCCCGAAGAGAGUCGCGAAGCUCGUGUCGAGAACCAUCGACGAGAACAACACGGCGUGGAAAGAAGGGAGGUCAGGAAACGUCCCCAGAGUCGUCGUGGUGGUGACGAAGAUCGAUUUGCUACCGAGCUCGUUGUCUCCGACGAGGUUCGAGCAGUGGGUGAGACAAAGAGCGCGCGAAGGAGGGUUGAGCAAGAUCACGAGGCUGCAUUUCGUCAGCCCCGUGAAGAACUGGGGGAUCAAGGAUAUGGUGGAAGACGUGGCGGCGAUGGCGGGGAAGAGAGGGCAGGUCUGGGCUGUCGGGUCGCAGAACGCCGGGAAGAGCACUCUGAUCAACGCCGUGGGGAAGGUGUUUGGCGGGAAAGUCUGGCAUUUGACGGAGGCUCCGGUGCCGGGAACGACGUUGGGGAUCGUCAGGGUGGAAGGUGUUUUGCCUUUUGAGGCGAAGCUGUUUGAUACUCCGGGGCUGUUGAAUCCGCAUCAGAUCACGACUAGGCUCACUAGAGAGGAGCAGAAACUUGUUCAGAUCAGCAAGGAGCUUAAGCCUAGGACUUACAGGAUCAAGGAAGGUUAUACAGUUCAUAUCGGUGGGCUAAUGAGACUUGACAUUGAUGAGUCUUCUGUAGAUUCUAUGUAUGUAACAGUAUGGGCGUCUUCUUCUGUUCCACUUCACAUGGGGAAGAAGGAGAAUGCAUACAAAACACUUGAGGAACACUUCGGUUCUCGCUUGCAGCCGCCGAUUGGGGAGAAGAGGGUUGAAGAGAUGGGGAAAUGGGUGAGGAAGGAGUUCCGAGUGAGUGGGAGCAGUUGGGACGCAAGUUCAGUGGAUAUUGCUGUUUCGGGUCUAGGUUGGUUUGCUAUAGGGCUCAAAGGAAACGCGGUGUUAGGUGUGUGGACUCACGAAGGGAUUGAUGUCUUCCUCCGUGACUCAUUGGUUCCACAACGAGCGCGCACUUUUGAAGACUCUGGUUUCACCGUCUCGAAGAUCGUCGCCAAAGCUGAUAGAGAUUUUAAUAAAACUCACAAGGGGGAAACGCUAAAGAAAAGAAGAUCCAACAAGAAGUCCACUUCUUCAGAUUCUGUGUCUGACAUAGAAAGUUGCCAGGAGGUGUCCUUGUAGUAAAAGUCACAGACUUUCAGAUAUAAUAUAACUUGUUUUAUUUUCUUGGCUUGUUGAAAAUUACUUGGUUCUGUGAAUUUCACCAAGAAUCAGUUUCUGUUUUCGUCAGUCGCUUAUUUCAUUCAUUAAAAAGUUCGUUACCGACCA